Messenger RNA from Capsaspora owczarzaki ATCC 30864, 1022 nucleotides. Its product is annotated as riboflavin kinase. Gene Ontology annotation, biological process: riboflavin biosynthetic process; FMN biosynthetic process. The record is from RefSeq and is a predicted model, not a curated record. Bases 50 to 622 code for a protein of 190 amino acids. Gene Ontology annotation, molecular function: riboflavin kinase activity. The transcript is spliced from 3 exons. Gene Ontology annotation, cellular component: mitochondrion. NCBI's taxonomy places the organism in Eukaryota, Filasterea, Ministeriida, Capsasporidae.
CUCAUCUUAAUCUCAGUCUUCAUUUUGCUCCCUCAACGUUUCUACGUUCAUGUCGUCGCAAUCCGAAUCGUCAUCAUCGCCAAGCCCACAAUCGGCGCUUCCGACCUUCCUCCGCGGCACCGUGAUCAAGGGGUUCGGCCGCGGAAGCAAAGAGCUCGGCAUCCCGACCGCCAACCUGCCCGAGGACAUUGCCAACUCAAUGUCGGAGGGCAUUUCGACGGGCAUCUACUAUGGCUGGGCGUCGGUCACCCAGUCCAAGGCGUCGGGCUCGGGCUCGUCGUCGACCCCUGCUCCUGCUGCUCCUGCUGCUGCUCCAGUCUACCCAAUGGUCAUGAGCGUCGGAUGGAACCCAUUCUACAAGAACGAGAAGCGCUCGGCCGAAGUGCACAUCAUCCAUGACUUUGCUCAGGACUUUUACGGCGACGAGCUCGCAGUCGUUGUGACGGGCUACAUCCGACCAGAGCUGAGCUUUACCACGCUUGACGCGCUGAUCGCUGCCAUUCACGCGGAUAUCGAAAAGGCCAAGAAGGACUUGGAGCUGCCAGAGCAUGCCCAAUACAAGACAUCCGCAUGGCUGCAAGGCGGCCCUGCACAGUCUGUUGCCGCUGCCGCUGCGCCAUGACGCGAGAUUGCUUGGUUUCAAAAAGCCUGGUUGUCCGUUUCAACAAGUGGCACGGGAACGGCCAACCGCUGUGUAAUUUUAGGCUCGUUGUGCUUUUUUGUCUUGUCUUGAUUUGUAACGUGUGCAUGCGUGUGGUGUGCAUGUCGGCAUGUGUCGAUGAUGCAUUUGUCGCGGUGCAUUUCGAGUGUGGUGCUUUUUGUGUGGUGCGCGUCGUGUUCCGUCGUUCUGCGACUUUCCCCUCCUCCGAAAGCCAGUAGCAACCAGAGAUUGUUGCUCUGCUUUUUACGAGACUUGCGACGAUGCACACUGCACUGAUUGACUGACGUUUUUGUGUUUGAUGGCAAGUUUUUUGUACUCGAUGCUCUGCCGUCUCAAAUAUAUUCCAUACUCUUCCCCCCAA